Messenger RNA from Ectocarpus sp. CCAP 1310/34, 2721 nucleotides. The record is from the annotation of a GenBank genome assembly. Lineage: Eukaryota; Phaeophyceae; Ectocarpales; Ectocarpaceae.
UCGCAAGGGAAGGCGGCAACUGGUGUGCUCGUGAGAGAGAAAUCAGCUCUGAUUCUAAGGGCUAAGCUGAAGUGCUCGGCAUUGUUCCUGAUUUGGAGAGCCGGAGGUUCAUUGUCGAAUCAGCCCGGUUUUGCACACUGCUGUUCAGAACCAAAUUCGGUCGGUCGCAGGACACGACACCCGGUUGUGCAGGGAGACAGAGCCCACCGCGUUGCGCACAGCAGCGUCGCCAGGACAACACGUCCCCAGCGCGCGGCGGCGACACCGGCGCCGACGCACGGAUGACGGCAGCGCCAGCGACCACGGCACCAUUGAAUGCAGCAGCAGCAGCAGCAGCAACCCAACAAGAUGGAGCAGGAGUGUUUCAGGUCGACAACGUCGAUUCCGAGGUUGAACAUCCCGCCACCCCCGCAGCAGCAGCACCAGCGCCGGCGGUGACCGCGAGAGAGGCCCUCCGGCACAGCUUUACCGUCGGGCUCUCCGGGGGCGGAGCCACCGUCUUCAGCGUGGCCACCAUGAUGUGGCUCCACACCAUCAUCACCUACCAGCAGCGCCACGGCACAAAGUUCGGUGAAACAUGCAAGAUUCUUUGGCGACAGGGCGGGCCGCGACGAUUCUACCGCGGUGUGCUGCCGUCCCUGGCGUCGGCGCCUCUCUGCAGGUUCGGUGACACCCUCAGCAACGAGCUCGCGAUGGUUUGGUUCCACGGCCAACAACAGAGAAGCAGUUCGGGAGGGGUAAACGGCACCAGAAUAAGCGGAGGGCGGGGAGACCGGGUUGAUACCAAGCUGCCGGUUUGGGUGGCGACGUUUUUGGGAUCGAUGGGAGCGGCGGCGUUCCACGCGGUGGUGGUACCUUUGGAUACCUACAAGGUGAUCAUGCAGGUGGACGGAAAGGAGGGUUUGGCCGUGAUGAAAAGGCGAAUAGCGACGCGCGGCCCGGUCGCGGUCUACGACGGGGCGCUGGCGUUCGCGGGGGGGUCGCUGAUGGGGCACUACCCUUGGUACUUGACGUACAAUUUGUUGGAGCAGAGCCUUCCAAGGACAGCAAAAGGCGAGGGGAGGAGCCGGAGAGCUCGGAGCGCCUUCAUCGGUGCGGCGGCAUCGAUAGUCUCGGCGGCGGCGUCGAACGCUUUCCGCGUCCUCAAGGUUUACAGACAAUCGCACGACCGGCCGGAUGGACUGUCGUACGCGAAGUCGAUCAAGCAGAUCAUCAAGAAGGACGGGGGGGGCACGCGGGGGGUGCUGGGGGUGUUCGGGAGGGGGCUGGGCGGAAGGGUGGCGGCGUCCGCGUUGCAGGGGCUGGUGUUCAACAUGAUUUGGCAGGAAAUGGCCGCUUGGAGCAACGACGAGAGAUGACACCAUCAUCCACAGCCAUCCGCCACGCGAUAGAGCACGACCGACUUGGUCGCCUCGCGCACCCAAGUAAUAAGACCGCUGCCCCGAGAGUUCGGCAGAUUUUGUAGCAAUUUUUCUCCGUUCCCGUCAGCUAGACAGGUGGAAGAUUAUUUUCCGCUCUUGUUCCGAAACGCUGGAGGUCAAGAGACCGGGGCAACGAAUAGUUCGUGUUAGACAUUAGGGACAACUGGGGUUGUGUGAGUGUGUGAGUGAGUGAUGCUCCUUUUUUGGUUUGUGUUGCGGCGGAGCGUUGUUACUGUUUAUCCGCAAUUUUGGAAGUCGCGGGAAGGGGGGCGGCACGCCCUAACGUAGAGGUCGUCAGGGUUGGACAACUGUGUUGUCUGGCGGCGGGUGCCUUUCGUUUUUCCAGUUGUCAAAUGUAGUUCGUUGUCGAGAAAGAUGCGUGUUGCCGCUGCCUGAUGAAGUGAACACUACGCGUGUUCGAUGUGAUGGACUGUGUGUGCCAACCGACUUCGAUGCGUACCGCACUGUUCCGCGGAGUGUUUCUCCGCCCAGAUGUAACAGGGUCAUCAUCGAGUUUGUGCGCUCUGAUGUACAACCUAAACCUAGAAAGAGCCGUGCUCGUGUGGCGGCGCAUGCAUGUGGAUGGAUUUCUCUCGCGCUGUAGAAGGUGGAAGCGCUGCUUACCCCGUCGGCGCUAGUACACAGGCUACAUAUGGUGUGGAUGCUCGGCGUAGGCGUUUGAGUGCCUACCUGUGCUCAAGGCCUACUCACCUGCAAUGAGAGUGAGUUUUGCUUGUGAGCGUGCGUAGCUGCCGUAGGCCUUACGGUGGCCUUCGAGGGUUGGUGUGUUCGCUUGAUGGGUAACAGGUUUCACACGCUGGUACAAGAGGUACCUCAUUUACAUUGCAAAGCUGUUGCAACAAGGCUGGCGUGAUUGAAACUAGAGAGGAUGGGCAUCAUGGCGGGGCCUUAAUGUGUCGGCUUCUGAUGCACCUAUGCUGUGCGGGCGAGUGGUUUGUGUUCUUUCCGCCCGCUCGUCCGUAACGAGAUUCCUGUAAAUUUCCCUGCGCUGUCGAGCAGGGGCCGUUUCGCACGUUGUCAUUUGUGUUCUCUACGUCCCGAUGUCAGCGAUUUGUUGUAGAGUUGCGAAACGCCAGAGAGGGCGCGAUUUUGCCUGAGCGCCGUUGUGGAAUGGCCGGCUUCAUGUGGAACUCCCAAGAGUGGACUCGAAAGGUAAAAAUACUGUCAUACCCGAAUGGUAUACCAGCAGUUGGAAUGGAAAAGAGUGUUAAUCGCUGAGGAGCCUGUGGUUGUAGAAUAAGACUGCGGUCUGGGACCACAUCGUGUAAAAAAACAGGGC